GCGCGGGCCAAUCCGCUGCUCAUGCGCACUCAGGGCCUUAUGCUCCACCUCUCUGGCUCUCAGCCGCUCCGUUCCCUUGGCAACGUAGUACACAGUGCGAACCCUUAGUAGUGCACGAUGUGCUUCAGCAAAGUAGAUGAGAAGAGUAGCAGAGGACUACGGAACAGACAGCAGAAAAAGGGUAAGAAGACCUGGAGAGAUGAACACGGAGAAAGUACAGCUCGCUCACUCGCUCCGUGGAGUUACACAGCGAGGUUUACGGAAGGUGGAUGAUUACUCCUUUGGGACACGUCAGAAGAGGAAACUCUUUCCUCACUACCACCCCCCAACCUGGUUGGGGAACUCGUUUCUCCCUGUCAGGGGAUCGCCCCACACAGGCCCCGGGUGUUACACGGCAGCAGAUUGGAAUGGUUUAGCAUACAGCCUGUCUCAUACCCCGACCAGUACAAAAGGUUAUGCUAUUGGAGCCAGGACAGCCGUGAGGUUUAAGCCAAUCAGCAAGGAUGUGACACCAUAUCCAGGAAUGUACCAGAAAGUUUGUACUUGGAAUGAAAAAUCCAAACAAAGCUUUGCGCCAUUUAAUGCCUUGAUGCCUCGAUUUAGGGGUGAAGCUCAGGGCAAUUCUUAUCCUGGCCCUGGUACAUACAAUCCAGAGAAGAAGUCACCCCCAAAAGUUGUUUGGCCAAUGAAAUUUGGAUCUCCAGACUGGUGUCAGAUUCCAUGUCUAGAGAAAAGAACUCUAAAAGCUGAGCUCUCCACAGACAAGGACUUUAGGAAGCAUCGGAACCGUGUGGCCUACUUUAGCUUGUAUUACAAAUGAGAAGUGGGCAGUGUCUUCACGUGAUUUCCUGACCACAGAAUCUCCAGGCCCGAGGACAGAACUACUCCUGUACUUCUGUGUUCCUGGGGCCUCUUGUUGGCCAGUUCGGCAUCCAGGGAGGGGCAAGGGUCUCAUAGUCACCCUAUGAAAACAUAAAGACUGUUCUAGAAUGUUC
Molecule: messenger RNA, 995 nt
Organism: Peromyscus maniculatus bairdii (prairie deer mouse)
Lineage: Eukaryota; Metazoa; Chordata; Mammalia; Rodentia; Cricetidae
Gene: Cimap3
Product: ciliary microtubule associated protein 3
Biological process (GO): regulation of cell projection organization
Molecular function (GO): cytoskeletal protein binding
Source: RefSeq, a predicted model, not a curated record